GCUCGCGCUAAGUGGGAGUGCCCGGCCAUUAGUGGAGCUGUCGCUCUCCGCCCGCCUUCAGAGCUCGUGCCGCGCUGGAGCAGCUCAGGAUGCUCAGCCGCGCGCUGUAGACACACCGGAACGCGCUGGAGCUUUCACGCGCCGCGGGAGCACCGAAGACUGACCAGAGAAGAACAGGACAGGCUAGAAGAGUCAGAGCCCAGACAGGAGGAGGCGGGCGAGAUCUCCUCAGCCGAACCGCACUGCUGCUGCUCUCUCCUCUCUCAGAUUUUUCCAGGAAUGGAAUCUAUCUCGAGCCAGCUGUCCGCGGGCACCGAUUCCUCCUGUUCUCCAACCUCCAAGCAAGAGCUACAGCCGUGCACGUCUCUGAAGCCCAACCAGGUGAGCGAAACCUCCCUGUACGGGAUCCCCAUCGUCUCGCUGGUCAUCGACGGCCAGGAGCGCCUGUGCCUGGCGCAGAUCUCCAACACGCUGCUGAAGAGCUACAGCUACAACGAGAUCCACAACCGGCGCGUGGCGCUGGGCAUCACGUGCGUUCAGUGCACACCCGUCCAGCUGGAGAUCCUGCGGCGCGCGGGCGCCAUGCCCAUCUCGUCGCGCCGCUGCGGCAUGAUCACGAAGCGCGAGGCCGAGCGCCUGUGCAAGUCGUUCCUGGGCGAGCACCACCCGCCCAAGCUGCCCGAGAACUUCGCCUUCGACGUGUCGCACGAGUGCGCGUGGGGCAGCCGCGGCAGCUUCAUCCCUGCGCGCUACAACAGCUCGCGCGCCAAGUGCAUCAAGUGCUCCUUCUGCAGCAUGUACUUCUCGCCCAACAAGUUCAUCUUCCACUCGCACCGCACGCCCGACGCCAAGUACACGCAGCCCGACGCGGCCAACUUCAACUCGUGGCGCCGCCACCUAAAGCUGACGGACAAAAACUGCCCGGACGAGAUCAUGCACGCAUGGGAGGACGUCAAGGCCAUGUUUAACGGCGGCAGUCGCAAGAGGACUCUCCCAGUGGGCGCGUCCGAUUCCGCGCCCCCGCCCCUCAAAGCGCACGCGCCUGGUAGCCGGACGCACGCGGACCCGCCAGAGGCGCCCCACAAAUCCCUGCGCUGCCCGGGCGAGGACGACAGAGCUGGGGUGACAGUGGCCGCUGGUGUCCGCAGUUAUCCCGUCAUCCCUGUGCCCAGUAAGGGGUUUGGGAUGCUGCAGAAGAUCCCGCCACCUCUUUUUCCACACCCAUACGGCUUCCCUGCCUUCGGCCUGUGCCAAAAGAAGGACAAUGGUGCUGUCCUGGCAGAGGAACAGGGCAAGGCCGGCCUGCCCACCACCGUCUUCUGGCCUGGCCCAAAAGACAGCACUUACCCUUCGUUUCCUGUGUUCUGGCCCACUGUGCCGCCUUACCACCACCCGCAGCCCAAGCCACCUUCUGACCCCCUGUGCGUCCGGCAGAGUGAGCUGGACCCACCCGAGCCAAGUGAGCGGAGGGCCAACACACCGAAGGAUGCCCUGCCUGACAGCGAGCGCUGCUCCAGCCGCAGUGAGGAGGACAAGUCCGGGGAUGACAGCAGGUCAGUGGAAGGGAUGGGAACUGCCCAGAGGCGAAUGAGCUACGUAUCAGCGUUCCGGCCUGUGGUCAAGGAUGCGGAGACUAUAGCCAAGCUGUACGGCAACCGCGGCCCAUAUCCGGGAGCCAGGGCCGGCUACCUGUCGCCUGAUUUCCUGAGCGAAAGCUCCAGCUACCGGUCUGUGUCUCCGGACGUGGACAGCGUGGAUGACCCAGAUGUGGACGUGGAGUCAAACAAGGUUCAAGAAGAUGAGGAGUCUCUUCAGCUUUCUGUAGAUGACCAGCACAGUCCUCCGGGUCUGACAGCAGUACGUAACGAUGGAACGAAGGGUCAUGUAGAAGAAACUGGCCACAUAGGCACUAUGAGUGACCCACAUACGACUGACUCAAGUGAGGCACGCUCAUGUGAGGUGGAGAAGCAGAGCAAAGCACUGUUGGAAAGCAGUAAAGCCUCAGCACGAUUUCAGGUGUACGCGCACGACAGGGACGAGCAGCAGCUGAGCGGCGCGUGCUUCGGGUCAGUGACCUCGUAUGAGCGCGAGCUACGUGAGGCCAAAGUGAAAGAGGCGCAUGAGGAGGAGCCGUCAUCUACAGUAGAGGAGACGGAGCCGAGGACGCAGGGCAGCGGGGGUGAAACAGGCCUGAGGGACAGCAGCGACGAUAUGGAGGCGGUGCGCAGUGAAUCAGGCCGAUCAGCGCUGAAGGAGAAAGACAUAGAACACAUGGCGAAGGAAGAGCUGCAGAAGCAGUUAGUGGAGCAGAUGGAGCUCAGAAAGAAGCUGGAGAGAGAGUUUCAGAGUCUGAAAGAUAAUUUCCAAGACCAAAUGAAAAGGGAGCUGUCCUACCGAGAGGAGAUGGUCCAGCAGCUGCAGAUUGUUCGAGACACAUUGUGCAGCGAGUUGGACCAUGAAAGAAAGGCUCGUUAUGCUAUUCAACAGAAGUUAAAAGAAGCUCACGACGCACUCCACCAUUUCUCGUGCAAAAUGCUGACCCCUCGCCAUUGCUCCGGGACCUGCACCUUCAAGCCUCCUCUACUACCACCGUGAUGCCUUCAGGUCCUCAUUCAUAACAAGACUGCUCUGGACAGGGACAUUGCUACACCAGUAAAAACAACGUCCAGGUAUAGACCUGGGAUAAGCAAGCGUGUAUGGUAGUAUGCUAGCUCUCCAACUGUAAUUAUUAUUAAAUUUAAAAAAAAGGCUUAUUGUAUGUACUGUAUAAUUUAUAUUUUAAAAAAACACCAUUAAAGACACUUGACAUGUUCCACUGAAAAUACGACCAUCUGUUUUAGAAAUGACCAAUAUACUUGUAUUAGGUGGCUUUGUGCAAUGCAUAUAUUAUGUAUUAUAAUUCAUUUCCUGUGAUACUCUCUGUUGGUGAAAUGUUAGGGCACUUGGUUAAGUUAGAGGGUCCGAUAAUUUAUUACUGUAUUGUACUUUUUUUUAUUUAUUCCAUGUUGCUCAUGAAUGUUGUCCUCAUCUGUAAACUGUGUAAAUUAUUGAUGUAAAGCACUUUAAAUAGGCAACCCGAAUGGUGGAAACGUGUAUUAAAUGAACUCAUUUGAGAGGGCUACAUUAUCGUGACCUUUCUGAUAACAAUGAUCUACAUGUUAUUAUUAUUCACUGUGAGGAUUUUCCACUGGAGAGGAUGUAGCAGCAACUGUGUGUUACAGCGGGGUGCUCUUUACAACAUCCCGUGGUACAAUUAGACAAAUUAAACAUUUUUAAGUACUCUGUGUGUGGUUAGAGAACAAUGCUGCGUAGAUAUUAGAAUUUCUAUUUGAAUGCAAAUCUACUAUGUGUGAAUUGUCCUUCAUUAGACUGCACAAACACUUUUUUCAGAUUAUGAUAAUAAGCAUGUCAUCCUCUGUGGCCCAAAUCGUGGAAAAAAAAAAAAAAA
Messenger RNA from Pygocentrus nattereri (red-bellied piranha), 3448 nucleotides. RefSeq names its product SKI family transcriptional corepressor 1b (gene skor1b). Gene Ontology annotation, cellular component: nucleus; transcription regulator complex. Bases 280 to 2595 code for a protein of 771 amino acids. The record is from RefSeq and is a predicted model, not a curated record. Gene Ontology annotation, molecular function: SMAD binding; DNA-binding transcription factor activity, RNA polymerase II-specific; RNA polymerase II cis-regulatory region sequence-specific DNA binding. The transcript is spliced from 9 exons. Lineage: Eukaryota; Metazoa; Chordata; Actinopteri; Characiformes; Serrasalmidae. Gene Ontology annotation, biological process: negative regulation of BMP signaling pathway; negative regulation of transcription by RNA polymerase II.